CUGGAGCGAUUUCACGUGAGAGCACCUCGAAGGCAGGCAGCAUUCGCGCGCUGUUUCACCUCUGCGUUCACCUCGUUCAGCAGGAGCAGCGGCGGGAGGAUUUUUGGAUUGUGUGUUGUUGCUUUUUAAAUUAUCAUUAUUUUUAUGGCUGGGCUCGUCUCGCGACGGUCUGAGCACGCGCCUCCGGAGACAUGUAGGAUGGUUUACAGCGCUUGUCUCUCGCCGCGCUUCGUCCUUCUCCUGCUCAGUGCGCGGGCACGCUGCUGCGCUGCGCUUCGCCACUAGCUCAAGCGCGCUUCACCGACGCACAGCGCUCUCGCCUGACUUUUGGGGAGGGGGGUGAAGCUCUCGCUCUCUCCAAGAAGAUGUAAGGGAGGGAGACAGCUUUUUCUGUCCUUCCUCGUCCCCCCCGUUCCCUCGGUCCAGCGUUCCGGCGGCAAAAUGCAGAAGGGAAUUCGGCUGAAUGACGGCCAUGUCACCUACCUGGGUCUCCUGGCCAAGAAGGACGGCACGAGGCGGGGCUGCCUGAGCAAGAAGAGCUCGGACAACACGAAAUGGCACACCAAGUGGUUCGCCCUGCUGCAGAACAUGCUCUUCUACUUCGAGAGCGAGUCGAGCUCUCGGCCCUCGGGGCUGUACCUGCUGGAGGGCUGCGUGUGUGACCGAUCGCCGUCUCCCAAACCCUCGCUCUCGGCCAAAGAGUGCUUGGAGAAACAGUACUAUUUCACAGUUAGCUUCAACCAUGAGAAUCAGAAAGCUCUGGAGCUUCGCACUGAAGAUGUGAAGGACUGUGAUGAAUGGGUGGCAGCAAUAACACACGCCAGCUACAGAAACCUGGCCACGGAGCAUGAGACACUCAUGCAGAAGUAUCUCCAUCUACUCCAAAUCGUGGAGACUGAGAAAACAGUUGCUAAGCAACUUCGACAACAGAUAGAGGAUGGGGAGAUCGAGAUUGAGCGUUUAAAAUCCGAGAUUGCUGGACUCCUCAAAGACAAUGAGAAGAUCCAAACCAACCCAACUGCUGCCCCAAGUGAGGACGACUCGGAAAUAAAGAAAAUUAAGAAAGUGCAGAGCUUCUUGCGGGGUUGGAUGUGCCGGAGAAAGUGGAAGACCAUCAUCCAGGACUACAUCCGCUCGCCCCAUGCUGAGAGCAUGAGAAAGAGAAACCAGGUGGUCUUCAGUAUGCUAGAGGCUGAGGCUGAGUAUGUCCAGCAGCUACACAUCCUCGUCAACAACUUCCUCCGGCCGCUCCGCAUGGCUGCCAGCUCCAAGAAGCCACCUAUUACCCACGACGACGUCAGCAGUAUAUUUCUCAACAGUGAAACCAUCAUGUUUUUACACCAGAUUUUCUACCAAGGCUUAAAAGCACGGAUAGCGAGUUGGCCAACAUUAGUAUUGGCUGACCUUUUCGACAUCCUGCUGCCCAUGCUGAACAUCUAUCAGGAGUUUGUUCGCAAUCACCAGUACAGCCUGCAGAUUCUGGCACACUGCAAGCAGAACCGUGAUUUUGACAAGCUGCUCAAACAGUAUGAGGCCAAGCCGGACUGUGAAGAGCGCACUCUUGAGACAUUCCUUACCUAUCCCAUGUUCCAGAUUCCACGUUAUAUAUUGACUCUUCAUGAGUUGCUGGCACAUACGCCUCACGAGCAUGUGGAGAGGAACAGCCUGGAAUACGCCAAAUCCAAGCUGGAAGAGCUCUCCAGAAUUAUGCAUGAUGAGGUGAGUGAGACAGAGAACAUCAGGAAAAACCUUGCCAUCGAGCGCAUGAUUGUGGAAGGCUGUGAGAUUCUCCUGGACACCAGUCAGACUUUCGUCAGACAAGGGUCUCUUAUCCAGGUACCCAUGAGCGAGAAGGGGAAGAUCACCCGCGGCCGCCUGGGCUCCUUAUCUCUGAAGAAGGAGGGAGAGCGACAGUGUUUCCUGUUCUCUAAGCACUUGAUCAUCUGCACCAGAGGCUCUGGGGGGAAGUUGCACCUAACCAAGAAUGGAGUGGUGUCACUUAUCGACUGCACACUGAUCGAGGAUCCAGAGAGCACAGAUGAUGAGUCAAAGUCAGACAAGAGCGGCCAGGACAUGGAGCACCUGGAUUUUAAGAUCGUGGUGGAGCCCAAAGACAGCCAGUCCUUCACCGUCAUCCUGGUGGCCUCUUCACGACAAGAGAAAUCAGCCUGGACCAGUGACAUCAGCCAGUGCAUUGACAACAUUAGGUGCAAUGGGCUUAUGAUGAAUGCCUUUGAGGAAAACUCAAAAGUCACAGUGCCACAGAUGAUCAAAUCCGAUGCCAGUCUAUACUGCGACGAUGUGGACAUCCGGUUUAGUAAGAUGAUGAACUCAUGCAAGGUGCUGCAGAUCCGCUAUGCCAGUGUUGAGCGACUGCUGGAGCGUCUGACUGACCUACGCUUCCUCUCCAUCGACUUCCUCAACACCUUCCUGCACUCCUACCGUGUCUUCACCACUGCCGAUGUUGUUCUGGACAAACUCAUUGCCAUCUACAAGAGGCCCAUCAGUGCCAUUCCAGCCCGUUCUCUGGAGCUGUUCUUUGCCAGUAGUCAAAAUAAUAAGCUGUUGUACGGUGAGCCACCGAAGUCUCCUCGUGCAAGCCGCAAGUUUUCCUCUCCUCCUCCUCUGGCCAUCGCCAAGACAUCUUCACCCAACCGCCGCCGGAAACUGUCCCUCAACAUCCCCAUCAUAACAGGCGGCAAAGCGCUGGACCUGGCCGCCCUCAGCUGCUCCUCUAACGGCUAUGCAAGCAUGUACUCUGCCAUGUCUCCAUUCAGCAAGACCACACUGGAUAUCAACAAACUCUAUGUAUCCAGCCCCAUCAGCAGCAAAAUCCCAGAUGAGGGAGAGAGCAAAUCUGACCGGGCUGAGGAUUCCACACUGGCCAAACAGGAUAUUUCGGUGAGGGAGGAGAGUGACGGUGAGCAGGUCCAGAGCGACGAUGCGGAGGCCGAGGCAUCACCCACCAAAUCGCCCACCACUCCGAAAAAUAUCAAGUGCAAAAACUCCUCAGAAUUCUCCUUGUUCUCCUACAAUAAUGGCAUGGUGAUGUCAUCCUGCCGAGAACUGGACAACAAUCGUAGCGCACUGUCUGCAGCAUCUGCCUUCGCCAUCGCCACGGCAGGUGCCAAUGAGGGAACGCCGACCAAAGAGAAGUACCGCCGCAUGUCUCUGGCCAGCACAGGGUUCCCCACAGACCAGAGGAAUGGAGAUAAGGAGUUUGUGAUUCGCCGGGCAGCAACUAACCGAGUUCUUAAUGUCCUGAGACACUGGGUGUCCAAGCAUUCACAGGACUUCGAGACCAACGUAGAGCUAAAAAUGAAGGUGAUCAGUUUCUUGGAGGAAGUCAUGCAUGACCCCGAGCUGCUGACCCAGGAAAGAAAAGCAGCAGCCAACAUCAUAAGGACACUCACUCAGGAGGACCCUGGUGACAAUCAGAUCACCCUGGAGGAGGUGCUUCAGAUGGCUGAGAGUGGAAAAGCAGAGCCCUUUGAGAAUCACUCAGCUCUGGAGAUCGCAGAGCAGCUCACCCUGCUAGACCACCUGGUCUUCAAAGUGAUCCCAUAUGAGGAGUUCUUUGGCCAAGGCUGGAUGAAGAAUGAUAAGAAUGAGAAAACACCUUACAUCAUGAAAACGACAAAGCACUUCAAUGAUAUAAGCAACCUGAUUGCAUCGGAGAUCCUGAGAUGUGACGAUGUGAACACGCGGGUGGCAGUGAUGGAGAAGUGGGUGGCAGUAGCCGACAUCUGCCGCUGUCUCCAUAACUACAACGCUGUGCUGGAAAUCACUUCCUCCCUCAACCGCAGCUCCAUCUUUCGCCUCAAAAAGACAUGGCUUAAAGUCUCCAAACAGACCAAAACCGUUAUUGACAAGCUGCAAAAGUUGGUCUCAUCUGAGGGACGUUUCAAGAACCUACGAGAAGCUCUGAAAAAUUGUGACCCUCCGUGUGUGCCGUACCUGGGGAUGUACCUCACAGACCUGGCGUUCAUUGAGGAAGGGACACCGAACUACACAGAGGACAACCUUGUUAAUUUCUCUAAGAUGAGGAUGAUCUCCCAUAUUAUCAGAGAAAUAAGACAGUUUCAGCAAACAGCAUACAAGAUUGAUCAUCAGCCAAAGGCAGCCCAGUAUCUGCUGGACAGUAGCAAUGUAUUGGAUGAAGAGAGCAUGUACGAAGCCUCACUCAGAAUUGAGCCCAAAGUGCCCAACUGAAAAGAAGGCUUUUCUACACAAUGUACAGCCUUUCUAUCAUGUAUUCAUACACACUACCAUGUCUUAGGUUAUGUAUUACAUAUUAUUACUUCUGUAUCUGUAACUUUGUUUCUCGUAGUUAACGAAGCGCCUAAACAUUUCCAGAUGUUCACAGAGAAGUUUGAAAAUAUAUUCAUUUGUAUCUCUCCAGUUGUAGAUAUCAUGGUGUUUCUCUUUAUAACAGCGGAUUUCCAGUCAACGACACCAAUACAAAUAUAUAUAUAUAUAAAUAUUUACUCAGAACAAUAGUCAUUUAAAUGUUACUCUGUCCCAGGGUCGCACUGCUGAACUUGAGGUCAUAUGUAAGAUCUGGUUGUCUCUGUAGUCAGAAUGUAAUGUGAUGGAUCUUGCCUUCUGUCUGAAGAGAAACACAGUGCCAGCAGAGAUACUUUGACCAAACAGGAAUUUUAAUAGAUGCAUGGAGCUAAUCUAUAUGCAUACCAUGUAGCAAUGAGAAAUUAAACUAUUGUAUGCAAGUAUUAUUGGUUAUAAUAGGUGUAUUCCAAGGUCAAUGUUGCCAUACUUAACUAAACGGAUGCCAGUAUACACGUUUUAUUGUUUGAGUGUGAAGGUAUGUGAUAUCUACUUUGAAGUGCCAUGUCAAUGUGGGCCAUCUGACUGGCGUCUGACAUGUGGUGCAUUUAACAGCUGAAACGUUUUAAGCAUGAUUAGAUGAUGAAGACUGUAUACAUUUUGCUGGUAAAUCAUCAGUUAAGGUUAUUGGCCCAUCAGUGCAUGCAAAAAAUGUCAUUUCACCACUCAAAAACCUCAGUUUUGCUAAAUAGUUCAUUUUGCAAGAACUAACGAUCUAACUAAAGAUCCUUCAUUUGAGAGUACCUAUUUUCGACAGGGCACCUACUUGUAUGGCAUUAGAUAAGAUUUAUAUUUUUGGAAAACAUUAUAACAAAAAAGAGUAAAUACAGUCUGCUUAGCCCUGUUUGUCACUCACAACCUCACUUCUCUGCAUUUGCAAAACAAGAGAGAUGGGAUUAAAAAAGAAAAGAAAAGAAUAGAAAAGGAAGAGAGCGCACUCUAGGGCCGACGACAUCAGUCCACACCAGAUUAUCCAGCUAUUGUAUAUUAACAGACAAUCUAUGUCCUUCUUGCUGUUCCAGUGAUUGUGGAACGUGACUGUAUAUCACUUUGUAAAAUGCAUUGUCGUUUAACAGUAUGAUCAGAAAAAGUGAAUGAGUCUCUCCGCCUGCAACAUACGAAAAAAAAAGGUAUUUUUGUAGCCCUAGAAUAAAAAAGCAGGAUAUUGCGUCCUUGCACGAAAAAGAAUAAAAAAUUAGAAAAAAAAAGAAUAAACAAAAACAUGGAAACGUAUUUUGUACAAAUGCACCACACAGAGAUGUAUUCUGUAUAUUUUGUACAUGCAGCCCCACAUAUUUCUUAACGUGUACUAGUGUAAAGCACACCUCUUUGAAGCGUUGUAUCCUAAGCUUACACACUCAAUGCUAAGCGAUUUGUGAUUUUGAAACCAUGAUCUAGAGGUAGAGGACUUUAAAGUGUUUUGCAUAUACUGUAAUCCUGUCUAUAACCAUUCUCUUAGCAGGAAUAUAGUAAUGUAGUGCUUAUUCUGUGAAUAUUUGUAUGUAUUUUUACUAUGUACAGUCUAGAAACACUAAAUGCUCAAAUGGCAGGCAUGCAAACACUGUAUCAACCAGAAACUAUCAAACCAGAAAAAAGGACAUAUUAUAUAUAUAUAGGUCUAUAUAUACAUACUGUAUACACAUCUACGUGCACAUACUCUUAUAAAUGAUAUAUAAACAAACAAACGUUUUGCUGUUAGCAAUACCCAGUGGUAUGAGAAUUAUCUUUCAACCCUUAAGUUUAUUUCCACAGCUUGAGAAAUAUUUCCAGUUUUGUAAAAAAAAGAAAAAGGAAAAAAAGGAGAAAAUAAAUUGUAUGUUUCCCGAUUACCUCUUGCUAAUAAAUCUAUUCUAUCUCAGGGGGA
This is a messenger RNA of Astyanax mexicanus (Mexican tetra), 6208 nucleotides long. RefSeq names its product Ras protein specific guanine nucleotide releasing factor 1 (gene rasgrf1). Gene Ontology annotation, molecular function: protein binding; guanyl-nucleotide exchange factor activity. Gene Ontology annotation, biological process: positive regulation of GTPase activity; Ras protein signal transduction. The transcript is spliced from 27 exons. Lineage: Eukaryota; Metazoa; Chordata; Actinopteri; Characiformes; Acestrorhamphidae. The coding region runs from base 442 to 4212 and encodes 1256 amino acids. The record is from RefSeq and is a predicted model, not a curated record. Gene Ontology annotation, cellular component: plasma membrane.